Molecule: messenger RNA, 1851 nt
Organism: Symbiodinium sp. CCMP2456
Lineage: Eukaryota; Dinophyceae; Suessiales; Symbiodiniaceae
Source: the annotation of a GenBank genome assembly
AUGAUUGGGGUGCGGCAGAGCCAGGCGCAGCCAUCGCCGAGUCGGCCGCAAGCCGGCAAAUGUCGAUCCCAGCCCCGGCAUGCCCCGGCCCCGCACGGAUUUAAGUCGCUUCUGGGUGCCGCUGUUUUCGGCAUCUCCGGUGCCCGCAGUGUCCGAUGCCGAAGGCAGCUGCGACAAUGGAGAGUCAUGCAGGUCUUGCCUGCAGGACUAUCGCAGCUCCAAGACCACGCCGAUCACUCGUGGAUUAGGGAGCUGUCUCCGGAUCCCGAGCAGGAGCUGCACGAGCCCAACCGUGAGAAGCGCCUGGUCUCUGCAGGCCACUAUGUCCGGGUCAAGCCGACGCCCUUGUUGAAUUCAUGCCUCGUUGCCUGCAGUUCGGACAUGGCAGAUCAGCUUGGCCUCUCAGAGGCGGAUUGCCAAUCGGAGGAUUUUCUGCAAUACGUGUCCGGGCACAUGGAGAGCAUGCCGAAAAUGAGAAGCUGGUGCACCCCCUACACCCUGUCCGUGGCUGGAAACGAAAUAACGACCGGCAACAUGUAUGGAGAUGGUCGGGCGAUCUCUGUCGGAGAAGUGAGUUUGGGAAAUGGGAAGCGCUGGGAGCUGCAGCUCAAAGGAGCCGGCACGACACCUUUUUGCCGCGGUGCAGAUGGCAGAGCUGUCAUACGAUCCAGCUUGAGAGAGUUCCUCGCAUCCGAGGCUAUGCAUCACCUCAGGGUCCCAACAACACGCAGUCUGUCUCUGGUCGUGUCCCGGUCGGAGAGUGCUCUGCGGGAGUGGCUGGGUGAGCGUGUUUACGAGCCCUGUGCAAUUACCUGCCGGGUUGCCAGAUCUUUUUUGCGAGUUGGCCACUUGGAGCUUUUCGGGCGUCGUGCCAGGGACAGUGGCUAUAAGCCCGAGUCUCUCGAGCGACGGGAGCUUGAGCAGGUCGUCCGACAUCUCAUUGCCCGGGAAUACCCUGAGUGCUUUGAGCCGGGUGACACCAACCUGCAAGCGCCUCUGAGGAGAAUGCUGUUGCCGAUGGCGCGUCGCAUGGCACGAUUAACUGCAGAAUGGUGGCGUGUCGGAUUCUGCCAAGGGAAUUUCCAAUCUGACAAUUGCUUGCUUGGGGGAAGGACAAUGGACUAUGGCCCGUUUGGCUUCAUGGAGAAAUACAAUCCACACUGGUGCAGCUGGACAGACGGUAUUGACAAGUUCAGCUUUCGCGACCAACCCAAGGCAUCGUAUCAAAAUUUUACUUGUGCCAUCCGAUCGAUUGAGUGUCUUCUUGAUACAGACGGUCGCAAAGAGGCGCAGUCGGUCUUACGGGCAUUUCCGUCGCUCUUGGCUGAUGCCUUCGCAGAGGUUCGAAUGCAAAAGCUGGGAUUGUCUUUCUGGGACGACAGAGGAGCUGAGCUGUGCGAUGACCUCCUCUCUCUCAUGGAGCAGUCAGGCGCCGACUGGACCCUCACCUGGCGCUGCCUUGCCACUGUAGCGCAAGAUUGGGACGAGCUGAUGGAAAGUGGCAGUCUCUUGGCACCCCUGCGACGGUGCUUCUACCAAAGCCUGAAUCCAGACCUGGAGAGAGCAUGGUCCCAGUGGCUUUGGGAGUGGCUUACCCGCUUGCGGGAAGAAGGAGAUGAUGCAGACGAAGUCGCAGACCGCAUGAGGCAAGUCUCACCCAAGUAUGUGCCUCGCAACUGGAUGCUGAUGGAUGCAUAUCAGUCAGCUGAGAGUGGAAGCUUUCAGCUUGCACAAGAGCUGUUGCAGUUGUUUUCCAGCCCGUAUGACGAACACCCUGAGUUCGAGAGCCGAUAUUUUCGCCUGGCACCUCCGGAGGUCAGAACGCGGCCCGGGAUCUACGUCAUGAGCUGA